Scophthalmus maximus (turbot) is the source of this 4099-nucleotide messenger RNA. It is a transcript of the gene szl, whose product is annotated as sizzled. Gene Ontology annotation, biological process: canonical Wnt signaling pathway; negative regulation of canonical Wnt signaling pathway; non-canonical Wnt signaling pathway. Gene Ontology annotation, molecular function: Wnt-protein binding. Bases 3041 to 3895 code for a protein of 284 amino acids. NCBI's taxonomy places the organism in Eukaryota, Metazoa, Chordata, Actinopteri, Pleuronectiformes, Scophthalmidae. The transcript is spliced from 4 exons. The record is from RefSeq and is a predicted model, not a curated record.
GGGAGACUUUACUGUAGAGGGACACACAACCCAAAAAAUUGUGGACAAGUAACUUCAGAAUCUACAAACUCUCGUGUUUUCCCAGCUGGAUAUUGGCUCAUGAAGACUUGGGAGUCGAGAAGUUUCAAAGUUGGACUAUUAGCAGUACUGCUAUGACUGACGCUGUGCUCCUUUUAGAGGUCCCUUUCAGAAUCCAUUCAAAGCUGUGAAGCAGGAAUCACCUCCAUGUCUCUGCCAUGGUGUGAGUUGUUUGAAUAUUUAACAUUAAGAUUAGUCUCUAAAUGACAGCAACACUUAGCCUUACCUCUCUGUUGAUCAGGUGAAGAUAUUACAAUUUAGCGCUGCAGUAUUAUAGAAAUAUUCAUUACAUUUUAAAAUUGGUUUCCCCUUAAAGAAUGACUAAACUUAUGUUUUUUUAUUAGUAAAUGUCUACAUGCCAGUCAUCACACAUACAGGUCUACGUCCAGUGACUGAGAACCUCUUUCUGAGACGUUUGUGUGUACAAGAAUGGCGUCACCAAGGCCGGCCGGUCAUUGGCUGUAACCAAACGCCAUACACUUGGUAUUAAGGUUGACUGAUGAGGUAAUGUGGCUGAGGACUUGCCAGAUGAUGGUAUAGUCUUAUUUUUAACAAUUCACCCAGAGCAGGAUCACUUCCGGAGUGGAAGAGUUGACCUGUGAGUUGUUGCUUAAAAAUGUUCUUUUUUAAAAAUGUUUUAUCUUCCAAGAGACUCAUUACAAGAUAAAGGGUAAAUAUUUAGUUGUUGUACACACUUAUUUUUUAAAUUUGUGCCUUUAAAACAAAAUGAAAAACUGCCUUGGCCAGAUCGUCUAAUGGAGGUGUUUGACAGACUGCUCAACACUUCAAAGGUCAGAAACUAAAAUUGAGCCAUGCUAUUCGAUGGAAAUGACAUGACUGAAUUUUCCCUUUAAGCAUAGAUUCCAGUGAAUUUUCUGGCAGGGCUGAAUAUGAAUUUCUUACUUUCAAAGUUUAAAAACUAUGAGGGUUGAUGUGUUCACUUGGUGCAAAGACGGACCUGACAAUAUUGUGAUUUUCUUUUUUGCAUUAGCCAGGUGAAUUGAAGGAGGCUUUUGUAAAGUAGCAGAAAAGCCGAUACAUGAAGUAAGAUAGUUUUUAUGUGAUCUGUCUAUAUUGUUUGGUUGUGGAUCUUUUCACGUAGUAUUGAUUUGACUUGAUUUGUCUUCUGUAGUCUCUUUGACAGACAGGUGCCCGUCCAUUCAGCUCAUACUCAUUAACUGUGGCAGGGGCAGGCCUCACAUUACCAACACAGACACCGUGUCUACAGGGCGGCCAUUAGGCCCAACAACAGACCCCUGCUGGGCUCCUGGCAGGGGGAGCUUGUUAAAUGUGUGGGCCCAUUGUUCUCCCAAAUUGGCCUGUGACUCUAAUUGCCCAGUUAGUCCCCUCUUACGGGCUGCGCUCGUCUACCCGAACUGGAACCAGCGUCCCCUCAUCAGAUCGGGCUGUAAAAAUUGGCUGAACUGGGGCUGACAGAGGGCUGUGGCCGGCUGCGAGGGUGCACACCCCUGCUGCAGACGGGGCUGGUUUACAGGCCGUCAGAAUGGGCUUUACUGAGGCAUGUCUGAAGCCACAGGCUGGAUGGGAUAGAGACCUCUUGAUUCAUGAGGGGAAAGUUUGUUUUUUCUUCUUCAAAAGGCCCAGAGGCAUCAACACCAGAUAGACAUCUAAAUCUGGAGACAGACGACAUCCAAACAAAUGCGAUGAUGCUGUAAUGUAGUUCUGUUGUGAGAUUAAGAGGCUUAAACGCAAGAGACGAAGAGAGCGAGACAAAUGAGCACUCGUGUCUUUGCCCCCGGUCUGCGUCUCAGGACAAGGCCUCUGGCCUCUUGAACAGGAUGUUGGCAUGUAGGGACUGGGUGUGCAGUUGCUGCAUGUUUGCUCUGGUUAUUUAUUAUAUUAAAUACUAUUGAAAUAAAUCAGAUUGAAUACUUCAAAAAGAAAUAUUUUUUUUAAUAAGAUCAUAGAACAGAUCCCCAUCAAAUCCUGUCCAAAGGGAAAUUUGUAAGUCCUUGGGAAAACAUUUGCAGCAUCAUAAUGAAGUUGCAUGAACUCAUUUUAGAUUUUAUAACACAUCUUUGUGUUUUCCAUGUGCCGAUUGUACACUAGCUGAUGCUGACAUUUCUUCGCAUCAAACAAAAAAAAGAAGAAGGAGCCUAAUGUUGUUUUUUGCAUGUGGAUCUGGGUUUGUGUUAUUGGCAGAUCAAAGCCAGGUGAGCAGAAGAGAGACGCUACUUUGCUAAUGAGAACUGGAGGCUCUGCCGACGGAACGCCUCCAAUUAGGAAGCGGGGACACAUGAAAGGCUGCAGCGAUAUGAGGGAGACCGCCCGUCUGUCGGGAGAAUCCUUCGAUAUCUCUCCGAGGGACCUUUCACACAUAGGGAUUCUGUUGUUUUUCACAUCUCAGCCGCAAAAAAAAUGAUUGUGCCAUUUUAUGUCCGACCUUUUUCCAAAGCUCUUUAAAAUGCAGGGAAGUGGACAAAAUAACAUCAACGCAUCAUUCAGUUUUGAGCUCGCUGCAAAUGUUGCAUCACAUGUCAGCCGCACGUUUUGUAGUUUGAACAUGAGGAGUUACAGUUUUUAACUUAAAAAAAUUGAAAUACAUUACUUUUUCCUACCUCCUCCUGGACUAUUAAAGCAAAUGAAGCAGAUUCAGCUCUCUGCGACUGGGCCUCAGUCACUCAGUGAAAGCGGGGCUGUGAUUGCCUAUUGCCCCCCCACCCCCUCUUCUCACACACACCCUCCAUCUGCUUACUGCCCCCCUCCCUCUGUCUGCAGUCAUCACAAAACAAGCCGUUGUCUCCAAACACAUCGUCUCGGUCUCUUUGAUAGGUACUUGAUAACAGACUUAGAGACUGAUGGGGCUGGCUGACCUUGCUGUAUAUAAGGCCGGCAGCGGCAGUCACGAAGCCAUUCAAGGACAGCACUGUCUUCUGACAACAAGCGACCGAUUUCAUCCCUCUCGUCCGACUCUCUGGAUCUUUUUCGCGACCACUCCAGUAUGGCCGUGUUCCUCACCGUGGCUCUCCUGGCUAUGGCGCAUCUAUCGAUGGCAUUGUUUGACAUGGGCCAGUCCACUCGCUGCGUCACCAUCCCCAACCAGAUGAAGGUCUGCAAAGAUGUGGGCUACUCGGAGAUGCGCCUGCCCAACUUCUUGGGCCACAGCAACCUGGAGGGCGAGGUGGUGCCGCGUUCAGAGGAUUGGAAGCCCCUGUUGCAGACGGGCUGCCACCCUCAAGCCCAGGCCUUCCUCUGCUCCCUCAUCGCCCCCGUCUGCCUUGACACUUUUAUCCAGCCCUGCCGUAGUCUGUGUGUGGCGGUGAGGGACAGCUGUGCCCCGGUGCUCGCCUGCCAGGGUCACCCGUGGCCCGAGGCUCUCGAUUGUGACCGCUUCCCUGCUGAAGAGGACAUGUGCCUUACUCCCCACGCAAAAUUUAGUCACUUUGCCAAAGACCUGCCUAAGCCUGCUUGCCAAAACUGUCCUGCUGUGGAAGAGGCUCCUACUAUGAAAACAGUCCUGGAUGCUUUUUGCCAGCAUGACUUUGCUGUAACAGCCAAACUUCAUCGUCUUCGCCUACCCACGGGAGAGCCCGAAUUCGAGGUGGAGGGCCGGGUCGAGUUUAUCCGUCAAGGACCUCUCCUGUCCUACGACACCCAGCACCUGCUCCAGCAGUGGCUCCUCAUCAACCUCCAGUGUGCCAAUGUGCUUGUGCGCCCUGGACGGUCGCAGCUGUACGUGCUGACUGGUUCCGUGCAGCCCGACGGCACUCUCGCCCUCACCCGGCUCUUCCCUUGGCACAAAAAGGACACAAACAUUGCGGUGGCCACUCGUAAGUGGAAGCACCACAGGUGUUGAAUGGCCCGACCCUAUAUGAAAUAUAAAUACUGUAACUCUGAAUCAGUGUUUUAAGUGUAGAAUCUCCUCAAAUCUUCUAGGAUUCCACACGUCAUAUGCACAUGAUUUGAGAAAGGAAAAAAAACAAAUGGAGGAGGAAGAUAAAGGAACAGAGCUGGACAUCCCUCGGUAGCUCGCUGUGUCAUCUCUGUUCUUACAGCACAC